GGCGGGCGCAAGAUGGCGGCGGCGCUGGGCCGGGGGCUGGACAUCAGCCUGGCGGCGCUGCGGCAGCACGACCCCUACAUCAGCGGCAUCGUGGACGUGGCCAGCCAGGUGGCGCUCUACACCUUCGGCCACCGCGCCAGCCAGUGGGAGAAGACAGAUGUGGAGGGAACGCUGUUUGUUUACACAAGAUCAGCUUCUCCAAGGCAUGGUUUCACAAUAAUGAACAGACUGAGCAUGGAAAACCGAACAGAACCCAUUACUAAAGACCUGGAUUUCCAGCUGCAGGACCCUUUUCUGCUCUACAGAAAUGCCAGGUUGUCCAUAUAUGGGAUUUGGUUUUAUGAUAAAGAAGAAUGCCAAAGAAUUGCAGAGCUCAUGAAAAACCUAACUCAGCAGGAACAAUUCAAAGCACAGCAGGGCACAGGAACAGGGGUGUCCCCCAUGAUCAUGAAUUCUGCCAAUAACAAAGAAGUGGAUAUCUUAAGGAUGCUUACCAAGGCCAAAGAUGAGUAUACCAAGUGUAAGACCUGCUCAGAGCCAAAACAAAUAACCAGUUCCUCUGCAAUCUACAGCAACCCCAACCUGAUCAAACCCAUUCCAGUGAAGCCGAGUGAGAACCAGCAGCAGCGAAUCUCCCAGCAGGGCAAGAACGCGGAUCCUGAGCCGCAGCACUUGUCCUUGACGGCGCUGUUUGGCAAACAGGACAGGGCAGACGGCUCUGAGGCGCUCAGCAAGCAGCCCCAGGAGAGCGUCCCGGCGAGGCAGGGCGUGGUGCGCUCGCUGUCCUACGAGGAGCCCGGCAGGCACUCCCCGGGCGCCGAGAAGCAGCUGUGCCCCGCCAUCCAGAAGCUGAUGGUGCGGGGCACCGAGCUGCGGCCGCUGGCCGAGCUCCCCGAGAGCCGCCUGUGUGAGAACGGCGGCGUCCCCCCCGUCGGGGACGCUUUCACGGGCCUCUUCCAGCCCGUGCCUGCCCACGGCGUGGCCACGGCCCACGGAGCUCAGGACGCUGCUGGCGCUCAGAGCCUCCUGCAGAAAUUGCAGAGUCAGGCAGGAUCGGUGGCGAAAAUGGAGCCCAGUGCCGCAGGAGCUGUGAACUCGACGGCUGCCGUGUUCAGCAGGACUCCUGCUCCUGUUGGAGCACCUGCAGCACCAGGAAACAGCAUGAGCCAGCCCCCUCUGGUGUAUUUCAAUGGGUCCCUACCAGGCCAGACUUUAGAGGCCCAGACGCUUGGGAAAGAACAAUCCAAACUCCCCAGACAGGCACUUCCUCUCUCUGGCAAUCAAGCAGCCAAUUCUGGGGUGAUUUCACCUCAAGAAUUAUUGAAAAAACUCCAGAUAGUGCAGCAAGAACAGCAGCUCCAUGUAUCCAGCAGACCAACGUUGGCAGCUAAGUUCCCAGUUGUUACCCAGAACACCAAUACCCUGAAACCACUGGAUUCCUGGAUAGAAAAGGCUCCAGGCACAGAAAAACAGAGCACUCUCUUCCAGGUGAUCUCCCCGCAGCGCAUCCCUGCCACGGCGAGCCCCACGCUGCUGAUGUCGCCCAUGGUGUUCGCUCAGCCCACGCCCGCUGCGCCCAGAGCUGCCGAGAGCGGCCGGCUGGGCAGCGCCGAGCCCGGCUCGGGCAGCCUGCUGCUGCCCCUGCCCGCCGAGGCGGCCGCGCCCUGCGGCGCCUCCAUCUCCAAGGUGCAGCUGCAGGAAACGCUGCUGCACCUCAUCCAGAAUGAUGACAACUUCUUGAACAUUAUUUAUGAAGCAUAUCUCUUCAGCGUGAGGAAGGCAGCAAUGAAAAAGCCUAUGUGAAAGAUCAUCUCUUAAAUAAAUUUCCACAGCUUCCUAAACUCCAGGAAGAAGAUUUUGGAAUUUUCAAGUAUGAUUAUGUUUGAAGAAAUGAAUGGUCUUAGGCAUUUUGCAUACAGUUAGAUUUUCCUUGUUGGCAAACAUGUGCUGUACUGAGAUAAAAGUGAGCAGAAAUGGAUUGUGCCUUUAGUGAGGGGAGCGUCACAACGCUGAAGAAUUAUUCACAAAAUAUCUUAACUUAUUUUUCUUACCCUGGUCCAUGCUUAGAGUUGUUUUCCCGGCAUGAGGAGUCAGUUCUCAGGAUCCAGUUUCCUUUUUCCCUCGCGGUGGUUCCUCAUUGCCGAGAUGUUUGUCCCUGCUUUUCCCUGAGCCGUCCCUCACCACAUGGUGGCAAUGUUGGACUAUUUUUAGGAACAUCAAAAUCCGCCUGAAAUCCUGCAAAAGGAGCUUUUCUGGAAGACUGAUCGUCGUACUUAGCUGUCUGCAAGGCAAUUUAGAAGAAGUGUCAUGACUUCCCCUAAAAUUUUUGUAGGAAAUUCUUUUUCUAUUUUGACAAGAAUAUUUUUAGCUAGAUGUAGAGAUGGGAUUCUGCAGGUGUUUGAGGAAUUGGGGUGGGGGGGUGGGUUUGUGAAUGUACUUGGCUGUCACAGAACUCUGGGGUGACACUGGAUUCAUCUUUCUAUUAUUCCAGGUCCAAUCUGCAUAAUUAUAAGCGAUGUGAAAAUUUGUUAAGGGAAAUGCUACCUGGUGUAAAUUUUUUUUUAAGUGUGUUCCUGGAGCACAGUAAUUCCAUUGAUCCAUUUCUAAAGAAAAUAAAAAUGGAUAAUCCCUCCAAUGUGCUGAUUUCAUUUUA
Melozone crissalis (California towhee) is the source of this 2653-nucleotide messenger RNA. It is a transcript of the gene DCP1B, whose product is annotated as decapping mRNA 1B. The record is from RefSeq and is a predicted model, not a curated record. Gene Ontology annotation, cellular component: P-body. Gene Ontology annotation, molecular function: mRNA binding; enzyme activator activity. The transcript has 9 exons. The coding region runs from base 13 to 1803 and encodes 596 amino acids. NCBI's taxonomy places the organism in Eukaryota, Metazoa, Chordata, Aves, Passeriformes, Passerellidae. Gene Ontology annotation, biological process: deadenylation-independent decapping of nuclear-transcribed mRNA; positive regulation of catalytic activity; deadenylation-dependent decapping of nuclear-transcribed mRNA.